Messenger RNA from Hevea brasiliensis (rubber tree), 1338 nucleotides. Its product is annotated as probable mannitol dehydrogenase. The transcript has 5 exons. NCBI's taxonomy places the organism in Eukaryota, Viridiplantae, Streptophyta, Magnoliopsida, Malpighiales, Euphorbiaceae. Bases 110 to 1198 code for a protein of 362 amino acids. Gene Ontology annotation, biological process: lignin biosynthetic process. Gene Ontology annotation, molecular function: cinnamyl-alcohol dehydrogenase activity; zinc ion binding. The record is from RefSeq and is a predicted model, not a curated record.
GAACCCCCCUAGUCCAUCACCAGAAGCUAGCAUUCAAGCUAUCUGCUUUCGACUCAUCUACAAAGCUCUUUGCUAGUGCAUUUUCCAUCUAAAUUUCAUACGAAGAAAAAUGGUAGCCAAAUUGCCAGAGGAAGAGCAUCCCAAACAGGCAUUCGGAUGGGCUGCAAGAGACGAAUCUGGUGUCCUUUCUCCCUUCGACUUCUCCAGGAGGGCAAUAGGAGAGAAAGACGUUUGUUUCAAGGUUCUUUACUGUGGAAUGUGCCACUCAGACCUUCACAUGGUCAAGAAUGAAUGGGGCACUUCCACUUACCCUCUCGUCCCUGGGCAUGAGAUUGUGGGAGUGGUGACAGAGGUUGGCAGCAAAGUGGAAAAAUUCAAGGUGGGAGAUAAAGUUGGUGUGGGCACCAUUGUGGGAUCAUGCCACUCCUGCCAUAACUGCACAAACAAUCUUGAAAAUUAUUGCGCAGAAACGAUACUCACCUAUGGUGCAAAGUACUAUGACGGAACCAUCACUUACGGCGGGUACUCUGACAUCAUGGUUGCUGAUGAGCACUUCAUCAUUCGUAUUCCAGAUACCUUGCCUCUUGAUUCUACUGCCCCUCUCCUUUGUGCUGGAAUCACAGUGUACAGCCCCUUGAAAUAUUAUGGACUUGACAAGCCCGGUAUGCAUGUGGGCAUCGUUGGCCUUGGUGGGCUAGGUCAUAUGGCAGUGAAAUUUGCCAAGGUUAUGGGGGUUAAGGUGACUGUGAUUAGCACCUCACCAAGCAAGAAGCAGGAGGCUGUUGAGCAUCUUGGUGCUGAUUCAUUUUUGGUUAGCCGUGACCAAGAUCAAAUGAAUGCUGCAAUGGGCACAAUGGAUGGUAUAAUUGAUACAGUGUCUGCAAUGCACCCUCUAGCACCUUUGAUUGGGCUAUUGAAGACUAAUGGAAAGCUGGUUUUGGUUGGUGCUCCAGAGAAGCCACUUGAGCUAGCAGCCUUUCCUUUGAUAAUGGGAAGGAAAAUGGUGGGAAGUAGUGGCACUGGGGGAAUGAAGGAAACACAAGAAAUGAUUAAUUUUGCAGCCAAACACAAUAUAACAGCAGACGUUGAAGUUAUCCCAAUUGAGUAUGUGAGCAUUGCCAUGGAACGCAUGCUGAAAGCAGAUGUUAGAUAUCGAUUUGUCAUUGAUAUUGGCAACACGAUCAAGUCUACCUACUGAAUUUGAUAUAUAAAUGUAUUUCAAUUUUUAAGUAAUUGUUACAUUCGAGGAUUUUGUAGUCUGUGCCCUCAUAAUAUAAUAUGACGAGGAGCAUUGUUUAAUAAAUUGGAUUUGAGUGAAUGACAUUUUUUUUUCAUAAA